AUGAUUAAUAAAUUGUUCAGCAUCUUAUUCGUCAUCUCUACAACUUUAAAUCUUAUUGAAGCAUUUAAAAAAUGUAUCAUUAGCGAUGAAGAUCCAUCACUUUGUACAAUAAUUGGAGUCAGAGAUCCCAAUGAGAUGUAUGGAUUAAAUUUAAUAUCAAGUAAAGUACAGAACAGCAAAAUCACUAAAAUCAAAUUUAAUGAUUCACGGAUUUAUCAUCUUCCGAAAGAACUGUCUCUGAUGUUCGAAAAUCUUGAGGAUCUUGAUGCAUCAAAUGUUUAUUUGUCUAGAUUUACUUCUAUGGAUUUUCCAUAUAGAAACAAACUUAGAAAAUUAAAUGUUUCUAAUAAUGCAAUUCACAUAUUGCCGAAGAGAUUAACUGUAAAAUUUGAUUAUUUGGAAGUUUUGGAUAUUUCAUAUAAUCUCAUCGAUACUAUUGAGAAUGAAUCAUUCACCAACAAAGAACGUUUGAAAUAUUUAAAUUUAUCACAUAACCAAAUUAAAGUUCUUAACGUGGACUUUUUGAGUGCUGUAAGAAAUGUAAGAUCUUUAAAUUUAGGCUGCAAUGAAAUUUCUGAAAUCAAUUUAGACUGUCAAGACAUCGAUUUUAAAGUUAAAGAGCUUUAUUUGAACGACAACAAGCUCAUGUCAAUUCAAACUUGUUUGAUAAAAAAUGUUGCUUAUUUUGAUAUUGGAAAUAAUAAGUUGAUUGGAGAACUGGGUUUUUUAGACUCAAAGAUUGAAAACCUCAAUAUUCAAGGAAAUUCAAUUGAGUCUUUGAAUAUAAGCAGAAAAGUUAAAGUUCUGGAUUUCUCUAACAACAUUGGGAAAUCACUUAAAAUCAAUUUUGAAGAAUUUUCAUCACUAAAGACUCUAAAGGUGUCAAAUUUGGACGUUACUGACUACAAAGAUCUUUAUCCACAGCUUAAAAUGCUUAACAAUCUUAUAAUCCUCGACAUCUCGCACAAUAAUCUAAAAACUUUUAAUUUUAUGGACAUUCCUGAGUCAAUUGAAUGCUUGAAUUUAGAAAAAUCAAAUUUAAAGUUUUUAGAAAAUUUCGAUCUUUUGGAUAUUGUUGUCCCAAAUCUCAACCAGAUUAACAUUAAUCAAAAUUUAUUUAAUUGCAAAGAACUUACCAAACUUGUUGAGAAUUUCGAGAAAUUCAACAUAAAUGUGACUGGAUUCACAAAUGAAAAUAAGGACAAAUUUAUUCGAGAAAAUUGUGGAAACGACGAAAACUAUGACAAAAAGAGGACAUGCAAUGAUGGGCUCUUAAGAGAAACUCUUAAGAGAUAUCAAACAUAG
Molecule: messenger RNA, 1305 nt
Organism: Chironomus riparius
Lineage: Eukaryota; Metazoa; Arthropoda; Insecta; Diptera; Chironomidae
Source: the annotation of a GenBank genome assembly